AUGCAGCUUUCUACGCAAAUGUCAGGUUCAAAUUUGUCCACCAAAAGACAAAAUUUUCAAGCACACACCCACACCCUCUCUCGUUUUGCAGUGAAAGCUAAUCCACAACCUACUAAAAAAAAUCGAUCAAUUGUUAGAACAAUCACGAGUGAGAGCAUUUCUGGUUCUCGAGAUGAGGAUUUUUCGAAGCUUCCUCAAGAGUCACAGACAUCCAGGCGUGAUGCCCUUGACUUGAAUAAAAAAAUUGCCGAUGAUACUCUAUUACCUCCGUCAAUGCGAGAGCCAGGUGCAAAGAAAAUGGGAGCUACGAACGAAAGUAAUAUCAUUCUUAGUGAUAAUAUAGGCUUACCUAGUACGAGAAGUGCUUCGAACAAGAAGCACGCUGAUUUGGAGGAACUGAAAGCCAAAGUUCUGUCACAAAAGAUUUUCAAGACAGACUCAGGUAAAACAUCAACAAACAUCAACAACAACAACAAACAACAAAGUAAAUUCUUUCUCAUGGAUAAGAAGGGCGUACCCGGAUUAGAUAAAAAUAAAGGUAUACAAAGUAAUAUUGGCGCUCUCACGCAAUCUAUUAGACAAAGUGAUAAUGGAGAUGGUGGUGUAGGAGGUGGUGGCGAUGGACACAAUGGUGGUAACUCAGAUGAUGAUGAAAGUGAUUUCGAUCCGGACGCAUUUUCAAUAGCUGAAACGCGAAUUUUGUGGAUUGAUAGAGUGUAUAGAGAUGCAUAUGAUAUUGUGUUGCGGACGAAACAACGAAUGAUAAAUAUUUGGAUCACUCGAGAUCCUUCAAAAACAACUCGCCUAUUACUAUUCUCAGUUUCUGGAGUAUCACUUUUUGUUCUUUCACUGAUCCUAUAUCCAGAGAAUCCACUCGAUUUUAAUGAUUCUGGAAUUUUUAGCUCGGUUUUUGGACGGAAUCCUCGGUGGCUGCUAAAUCGAGAACUUGGACCCUUACAACCUACAUUGUUAAGUACAACUUUUGCGUGUGCCGCUGCAUUUGCUAAAGUUCGUCUUGGGGCUAAUUUAAAACCUCUCUCUAACUUUAUGCAUGGUGUUCUAGGACUUCCGAUGGGUUUCAUGCUAGUGUUUCGAUGGAACAAUGCUCACGAACGCUGGUGGUAUGGGAGAACUUGUUUGGGAAAUAUUUUGUUUUAUUGCAAAAAUUUGGGUGGUACCUUCUGUACGUGGGUAGCUCCAGACGAUCCAAUCUUGGCAGCCCGAGCACUUGCGUUGAUAAACACUCUUAAAGAGUGUGUAGCGGACAGACUCAAUGGAACAUCAAUUACAGAUGCUUCUGUUGUACAAAGAUUAACGACACCAUUAGAUUCAGAUGAUUUAGAAGGUCUUUUUGGGGCAUCAAACAAGGUUUUAUUCUGCUUAGAAGCUCUUCGAGGUUGUGUGCAGGAAGCUUUUAGACGUGGAUACAUGCCUCCUGCAAUCGCUUCCACCGUUCAUGCCGAGGUUGCAUCUAUAAUGGAUAACUAUGGAUCUUGUGAAAAGGUGGUAAACCAGCCUCCACCUGGUUGUAUUAUUACGCAUUUAAAGUGCACACUUAUGGUUUAUGUAUGUUCCCUUCCAUUUAUUCUUGUGCACGAAGUUGGUGUUUUUGGUGUCGUGCCAGUCACCACAUUAUUAUCAUUGGCUUUAUUUGGGAUUGAAGCUGCUGCUGAGCAGAUCGAGCAACCUUUUGGUAAUCGUCCUUACGAUUUACCGGUUCGUGCGCUCAUGCGUGAUAAUUCUCGAGAUUUAGAUCAGACUUCUAAGCGUGUGCUAGGAUUCACUGGUUUUGUGAAUGGCAGACGAGAUCUUGAAAUUGAUAAAAUAGUUUCAGCUCCAAACAGUCUUGCAUUAAAUCUUGAAGAAGAAGGAAAUUCGACAAAUAACGUUCAAAGUGAAAUCGGAGGGAAGAAUAAAAAGAUAUAUGAUGAGGAGAUUAGGACGAGAGAAGUGCUUGACCAAUUAGACCCCUUUUUUGAGGAUAGAGGGAAGGUGGUGAAUUCAAAAACUAAGGCUUCAAACGCCCGUGACUGGACCGAGUCUUCCCUUGCACUUGGAAAAAAUUGCAAUUCGUCAAGUGACGUGUUUUUUACCGACAAUCUCCGCACCUCUGCAUCUUCUAAUACCGGGAUAAGUAAAGAUCUUCAAACAUUGAAUGUUUCUUCUGAAGAUUCCGGAGCUAGCACACUUACUGGAUCAGGAAACACAGAUUCUUCAAACACUCCCAUGAAACCAACUCUCGACUGGAAACGGGAGGCAGAUGAUGAGUCAACGAAGAGUCAUGCAAUGAAUAGUCAUAACUUAGACUCUUUUUCAAUUUCUCCAGACUCCCGAGUGCUUAUCAAUGAAAGUUCGGGUAUUAUUUACGAAAAGAUUAAGGCGAAUGGAGGAACACGGAAGCUUCCAACAUGGAAGACACAGGCACCUAUCGAAAUUAUGGACCAAGUUGAUGAAAGAUCUGUACCAGAUUCGCCAAAAUAUCAUACCUCUAGAAUGCGGAAAGCAAACCUUGACUGUGAUGAAUAUGAUCACAAGAUAAACAGUGUUCAAACGCCGGGACGAAAUGCUAGUGUCGAUAGGAUGAGUUUCACAAGUCCUGCUGGUAACAACUACAGUAUUGGUGAUAUUCAGUUGACUCCUCACCCAAAAGUUUCUCGGAUAAUCAGAUCUUCUCCUGAGGGGGAAACUGAUAUUCGUGACAUUCCUCAUCGAGACUCAUUUGGCCUUAAAAAGCUAGGGCUUGAUCUGGAUGAAAAGUUUGUUUCGAUAUCUCACAAAAGGAAUGUCAGAAAAUGA
Messenger RNA from Bathycoccus prasinos, 2796 nucleotides. RefSeq lists its product with no specific name. Lineage: Eukaryota; Viridiplantae; Chlorophyta; Mamiellophyceae; Mamiellales; Bathycoccaceae. The record is from RefSeq and is a predicted model, not a curated record. The coding region runs from base 1 to 2796 and encodes 931 amino acids. The transcript has a single exon. Gene Ontology annotation, molecular function: chloride channel activity.